AUGGCCCCUCAGGAAAAGAAGUGGGAUGACGCCGCCGAGCGUGACCUCUGCGUCGCCAUCAUCCAGGGAAACCAAGAAGGCACCAAAGUUCGCUACAACUGGCCACGCGUCGAGGAGAUCAUGACCAGCCUCGGUCACUCGUUUACCAGGGACGCCAUGUCUCAGCACUUCUCCAAGACUAUCAUGAAGGAGUUCCAUGCUCGCCACCCCAAGGACGAUACCACUGAAACUCCUCCCGCCAGCGCCACCAAGCCCAAGACUCCUCGCAAGACUGCCACUCCCUCCAAGAAGCGAGGCAAGAAGGGUGCCAAGGCCCAGGCGCCGGAGGUUGACGAUCAAACGGACGACGAUCUCGAACUAGACGCUACCCCAAGCAAGAAAGUCAAGAAGGAAGACAAGUCCGCCACCUUGAAGAAGGAAGAGGCUGACACUCAGAGCGCUGCCGCCAACGAUGACAACGACAAGAAAUUCCAAUCCUGGGUCGCGGAGGGCUCUGACACGAAGCCGUAG
Messenger RNA from Trichoderma virens Gv29-8, 510 nucleotides. RefSeq lists its product as uncharacterized. The coding region runs from base 1 to 510 and encodes 169 amino acids. The record is from RefSeq and is a predicted model, not a curated record. NCBI's taxonomy places the organism in Eukaryota, Fungi, Ascomycota, Sordariomycetes, Hypocreales, Hypocreaceae. The transcript has 3 exons.